Molecule: messenger RNA, 4188 nt
Organism: Nycticebus coucang (slow loris)
Lineage: Eukaryota; Metazoa; Chordata; Mammalia; Primates; Lorisidae
Gene: RTF1
Product: RTF1 homolog, Paf1/RNA polymerase II complex component
Exons: 18
Coding region: 7-2139 (710 amino acids)
Cellular component (GO): Cdc73/Paf1 complex
Molecular function (GO): DNA binding; RNA polymerase II C-terminal domain phosphoserine binding
Source: RefSeq, a predicted model, not a curated record
GCGCGCAUGCGCGGUCGCCUUUGUGUGGGUCGAGCGGCGGCGGUGGCGGCGGCAGUGGCGGUCCCACUGGCAGGCGGGCAAGAGGGGAGUCCGGGCGGUGUCCGGCGUGGGAGCCGGGGGACCACCAUGGUGAAGAAGCGGAAAGGCCGCGUUGUGAUCGACUCGGACACGGAGGACAGCGGCAGUGACGAGAACCUGGAUCAGGAACUCUUGUCCCUGGCAAAGCGGAAGCGCAGUGACUCUGAAGAAAAGGAGCCACCUGUGAGUCAGCCAGCAGCCUCAUCAGACUCUGAGACUUCAGACAGUGAUGAUGAGUGGACAUUUGGGAGCAAUAAAAAUAAGAAGAAAGGAAAAGCCAGAAAAAUAGAGAAGAAAGGAACGAUGAAGAAACAGGCCAACAAAACUGCCUCCUCAGGCAGUUCAGACAAAGACAGUUCAGCUGAGAGCUCAGCCCCUGAGGAAGGUGAAGUGUCAGAUUCUGACAGCAACAGCUCCUCUUCCAGUUCAGAUUCAGACUCCUCCUCAGAAGAUGAAGAGUUUCAUGAUGGCUAUGGAGAGGAUCUCAUGGGAGAUGAGGAAGACAGGGCCCGUCUAGAACAGAUGACAGAGAAAGAGAGAGAGCAAGAACUUUUCAAUCGAAUAGAGAAGAGGGAGGUGCUGAAAAGAAGAUUUGAAAUCAAGAAAAAACUAAAAACAGCCAAAAAGAAAGAAAAGAAAGAAAAAAAGAAAAAGCAAGAAGAGGAGCAGGAAAAGAAAAAGCUGACACAGAUUCAGGAAUCUCAGGUAACAUCCCACAACAAGGAACGGCGUUCCAAACGGGAUGAGAAACUAGAUAAGAAAUCCCAAGCCAUGGAGGAGCUGAAAGCAGAGCGAGAAAAGCGGAAGAACAGAACAGCUGAGCUCCUCGCCAAAAAACAGCCAUUAAAAACUAGUGAGGUCUACUCUGAUGAUGAAGAGGAGGAAGAGGAUGACAAGUCUAGUGAAAAGUCAGACCGCUCAUCUCGAACAUCAUCAUCUGAUGAAGAAGAAGAGAAAGAAGAGCUCCCUCCAAAAUCACAACCAGUUUCCUUACCUGAAGAAUUGAAUCGGGUUCGAUUAUCACGGCAUAAGCUAGAACGUUGGUGUCACAUGCCCUUCUUUGCUAAAACUGUCACAGGAUGUUUUGUACGGAUUGGCAUUGGAAACCACAACAGCAAACCAGUUUACCGGGUGGCUGAGAUUACGGGUGUUGUGGAAACCGCCAAAGUUUACCAGCUAGGUGGCACCAGAACAAACAAAGGGCUACAAUUACGGCAUGGCAGUGACCAGCGCGUGUUCCGCCUAGAGUUUGUCUCAAACCAGGAAUUCACUGAAAGUGAAUUUAUGAAAUGGAAAGAAGCGAUGUUCUCUGCUGGCAUGCAGUUGCCUACCCUAGAUGAAAUCAAUAAAAAGGAAUUAUCUAUUAAAGAAGCUCUUAAUUAUAAAUUCAAUGAUCAGGACAUUGAAGAGAUUGUAAAAGAGAAAGAAAGGUUCAGAAAAGCUCCACCCAACUAUGCUAUGAAGAAGACUCAGCUGCUAAAGGAAAAGGCCAUGGCUGAGGACCUGGGGGAUCAGGACAAGGCCAAACAAAUCCAGGACCAGCUGAAUGAGCUGGAGGAGCGGGCAGAGGCCCUGGACCGCCAGCGGACCAAGAACAUAUCUGCUAUCAGUUACAUCAACCAGCGGAACCGAGAGUGGAACAUUGUGGAGUCUGAGAAGGCCCUGGUGGCUGAAAGUCACAACAUGAAAAACCAACAAAUGGAUCCCUUUACUCGGCGGCAGUGCAAACCUACCAUCGUUUCUAAUUCCAGAGACCCAGCUGUUCAAGCUGCCAUCUUGGCCCAGCUGAAUGCAAAAUACGGUUCUGGAGCAUUACCAGAUGCUCCAAAGGAAAUGAGCAAGGGUCAGGGCAAAGAUAAAGAUUUGAAUUCUAAGUCAGCCAGUGACCUCUCAGAAGACCUGUUCAAAGUACAUGAUUUCGAUGUGAAGAUUGAUUUACAAGUUCCCAGCUCAGAAUCCAAGGCUUUGGCCAUCACCUCCAAGGCUCCGCCAGCCAAGGAUGGGGCUCCGAGGAGAUCUCUGAACUUGGAAGACUACAAGAAACGACGAGGGCUUAUUUGAGUGCACCCAGCCUGCUGCUUCUGACCCUGCAUGCCCCAUCACAGUGUCCCACCUUUCCUCUUUUCCUUUGAUUUGCCCUUUCGGGCUGGAGCAGCAGUAGAACUGGGAAGAGACUCCAAACUGCCAGUUAUCUGUAAUAUAAACCAUUUUGCUGUAUAGACCUCCCUUGUCUACACACCAUCUCCCACCAGCCCUGUGGGCCCUACCCAGUAUGGAUCUGGGCUCAUGGGCAUUAUCCAUGUCUUUAGAUUUGUGUUUGCUUUUUAUUUUUUUUGUUGUUGUUGUUUGUUUCGGGUUUUUUGUUGUUUUUUUUUUUUUGGUUUGUUUGUUUUCUUUUUAACCAGCACAGUUCAUUGGCCACUCUGCACGCAUUCAGUAUUACCAUGGAGCUGGGAUUCUUGCUGGAGCCCCUUGUGGCAAUAGCAGCAGCACUGGGCAGUCUCCUCUGCAGACUGCCUUGGACCCAUCCAUUGAACAUUGGCACCUGAACCUGUGGAGGGAGCGGGGAUUGGGCACCUGCAGUCCUCCUUCCUCUCUCCUCAUCUUUCUCUUCUUCCCAUCUCUGCGGAAGAGGGGCUUUCAAAAACCAGUUUAGUUUCCAAAAGUGUACAUUUGUGGGGAGGGUGGGGGGGGUCUGAUUUGAGAGAGAGAGAGAGUGUAUGUAUGUGUAUGUGUGUGGAUUUUUUUAUCAUUUUUUUAAAAUGCAGUACUCUUUGUAUCAGUCUGUCAUGGGUCUAUAGCUGUUUCAGAUUUUUUUCAGCUGUACUUGAGCAUCUGAAACUGCAAGAAAGAAACUCAUUAAAUGUGAUUCUUCUUACUAAACAGGCCUGACUGCUGUAGCUGUGUAACUUCCCCUCCCCCACCUCCUCUUCCCCAUCACCUCCCACCUUGGAGAAAAUUAGCCCCCUGCCCUGCAGGCUGUGUCCUGGAAGGUGGGAGGGAAGCCCAGGGCCAGGUACCAGGGAGGGCAGUGAAGGUGUCUUGCUCACCCCACGUACAGCCCACAGCUUCUUGGCCAAACAUAGAUAUGUCUUUUUCUCAAUGAGUAUACCUGUCUCUUCCUAGUGAUUCUGUUUUGCUCUUUUGGCAAGAAUAACAUUUUGUUUUUUAAGAGAAAUUAUUCAACAUGAAUGUGGAGAGUAAACACAAAAAGAUAUAGGUUGCAAGUGUUACAAGCAUGUGCAGUUUGUGUGUGUGUGUACAUAUAUAUGGUAAGCACAUAUAUGGUUGUGCAGUGAGGGUGGAGCCAGCAAAGGGGUGUGUAUGUCUUUAUGAAAUGUUUGAAAGAGAUAAGCUGACUGCUUGAUAAUCAUUCUCAGGUGUAAAGCUCCAAGUGUAAAUAAGAGUGGCAUUUAACAAAUCUUUUCAGAACAAAGUACAGCUGACUAUAUAUACCAAGAACUAAGCUAAAGGAACAGCUGAGAGCUGCCGAUUUCCGCAAGAGGGAGAGGAAUCUAAAAGUUCUGCUUUGUACUUCUUCACCCUACUUUUGUAUAAGGAAGGGUGAUAGUGGGAAAUCAUGGAGUUAUGUUGUAUUUAAACAUAAAAAUGAACUUGGUAACUCUUCUGCGUUUAGUAGAGCCUCACUGUUGCUUUAACUUAGUUUACAUUUUUUUAUUUUUAAAAAAGCAGCAAAGGAUGGUUUUGAAGUAUUGUGACUGUAAAAUUGAUAAAUAUGACUGUAACACAGCUAUGUGGUAGCUGUGACACAGUUCAGUUGGGCAAAGGAGGGGCGAUGGACUCAUUAAAAUCAUAUACUUGAAUAGUCCAUUGACCAGAACUCUUUAUAGACUAUUGUGUAAAUGUGAAAUCACAGACUGUUAAACAUUGCCUGGACUCCAGCAUAGUCCUGGAGCCACUGGGACCUCUCCUAUCAUGAUGAACCUGGACUUUUUUCUUUAUGGUUUUAAAUGACAUAAAAUCAUAGAAUCCAGAUAAUUUGCUGGAGUCAUUCUGAUCCACCAUGUAGAUCUGUAUUUAGUAUCAUUUGGAUUUGGAGAAGUGUCAAUUACAUUAUGGCUGUGUAAUAAAAUUUUUAUUAAAACUGCA